AUGGGUCGUUGGCUGAGAGGCUCGUGUCUGAAAGGGUUGACCACGAACCAUCUCGAGCCGCACGCAUUGGGAAGCAACCUCGUCCAACUCAACACUCGACACACACACCUCCACCCACCCCUCUCCCGAGUCCCGACGAUGGCGGGCCCGCCACCCACGCCGAGCACCGCAGAAGACCACGACCCCGACGAACGGCUCGGUUUCCGAGACCUGCAAGCCGCCCAGGCCUGGCUGGCCGCCAACCCGCAGGGCCGCCUGGUCCGGGUGCCCGGCCCGGCCCGCGCCGAAUCCGGCUGCCCGAGAGCGGCGUGUCGGGCGGAAAGCGAGGGUCUCAAGGCGCAGGUCGCAAGGCUCAGCGCCCAGCUGGCACUCGAGCACGCGAAUCCGGACACCAGGAGCCGGGCGGCCGACACGAGCGUGUCCGCAGACCGCAACCCCUCGCCCUCUUCUUCGGACGCUCUGCGCGCGACCAGCCAGCAACUCCAGACGACCUGCGACCGGCUCAGCGAGGCUCUGGCAGCCGAGCGGGCGCAGAUGGCGGCCGAGCGCGCGGCGUGGAUGGCCUUCAAGCGCGACUACGCGACGGUGGUCGCCUGCAAGCUCGUCGAGGAGCAGCAGGUCCACCUGCAGGCGUCGGGCCAGGCUCGCUGCGCAGCUGCUCCUCGGGAUGAUAUGCCCUUCGACCGACCGACGGCUGGCGCGGACGUGGCCGCCCCGGCAGCCGAGAACCCGGUCUCCCCGAAGCCGAGCCCGAAGCGGAUGGCGCCGGGCAAAGGCGUCCAUCGCUCGCCGUCCCCGCGCAAGAAGGCGACGUCCCACCGGGUGACGCCGCGGCUGCCGGCGGAGCAAGCGCGGCGCCGCGUGCUGACGACCCCGCAGAGCGCCCGCCCGGCGGCCCGCCCGGGGGGGCUCCCCCCGCCGAAAUGGAUCCGGUUCUCCGACCGCAAGGCCCGCCACCACGGCCAGGUCUUCACCGACCACACCACGUCGCCCGCCGCCCCGAAGACCAAGCGCGUCCGGCCCUCGCUCCCCCCGGCCGUCCGGGCGCCCGCCGAGACGCUUCUUCCGGCCAAGACGACGACGCGUCGGCCGGCGAAGGAGAACGAUCGGGCGGCGAUGGGCUCGAAGGAGAAGGAGCAGACGGGGGCGCAGGCUGCGAGGGACGACUGGGAGCUGUCGACGACGGAGGAGUCGGGGGGCGAGCAGGAGCCGAAAGCGGGGUGUCCGUCGGCGAAGGCCGCGGAAGGCGCCGAGCGGGGGCUGCUGGCGCGGUUCGAGAUCGACCCGCGGAACAACUUCGGGGUGGGGCACGUGUUCGCGGAGGUUGGGCGGGGGAAGGCGGUGCGGAAGCAGAUGCACGGGCGGGGGUGCGAGUGCUGUGCCGGGUAUUACGCGCAGGCGGCGAAGGACCUGAACCCGGAUGGGGCGGACCCGGCGGGGCUGGUGGCCCGCCACCAGGACGAGAUCUCGCGCCACCGGCACUUCAACCCGCCCCCGCAGACCCCGCCGGGCUACUGGCAGUUGGGAUUCCCAGACACGCAGCGGGUCGAGGAGAUCAACCAGCUGGCGGCGGAGAACAAGCUGGCGAAGAUGGCGGAGCUGGAGGCGGGGGCCAGGAAGGGCACGGGGGCGUACAAGAUGAAGAAGACGAUGCUGGGGAAGAUGCUGUCGCGCAAGGACAAGGAACAGAACAACAACACCAGCAACAACAACAACCCAGCCAGCCAGCAGCGACCAGCACCCCCCAAUGGCCACCCCCCAAGCACCAACACCACCACCAACACCCCCACGACAAACAGCGGAAGCAUCGGACGAGCAGCAGGACUAUUCAGCCGCUCAUCAGCACAACAACAACAACCACAGCCAUACCAGCGAGUGCCAGGGAUCCUAGUCAGCGGAGACAACUCAUCCAUCGACCCACCCCCACAGCCACAACAACAACCACAACCACAACCACAACCACAACAGCCACAACCACAACAGCCACUCACAUCCCCCAGCCGAACGACAACCCAGUUCAUGCCCCCACAAACACCCCCCAAGGCCGGGCCGAUCGGAAAACUCCAGGGAAAGACCAACGUCGUCCCCGUGCCCCCAGGCGUCAAGGACACCAUCCCCAUGGCCAAAACACCCCGCAAACAGCGCAGCAGCCGCUUCCACGUCGUCGAAAAGGUCGAGCUCGAACGCCUCCCGAGCUUCCAUGAAGUCAACCCCCAGGACAGACACUCGCUCUUCAUCCAGAAACUCCACCAGUGCUCCGUCGUCUUCGACUUCAACGACGCCUCCUCCCAGCUGGCCUCCAAGCAGAUCAAGGGCGCCGCGCUCUGCGAGAUGCUCGAGUGGAUCACCUCCCAGCGCGGCGUGAUCACCGACGCGAUCUACCCGGAGGUCGUCGCCAUGUUCGCCAACAACCUCUUCCGCUCCAUCCCCCCGCCCGUCAACCCGACCGGGGACGCCUACGACCCCGAGGAGGACGAGCCCGUGCUCGAGCUCGCCUGGCCCCACCUCCAGGUCGUCUACGAGUUCUUCCUCCGCUUCGUCGAGAGCCCCGACUUCAACACGAACGUCGCCAAGCGGUUCAUCGACCAGGCCUUUGUGCUCAACUUGCUAGAACUCUUCGAUAGCGAAGACCCUCGAGAGCGCGACUUCCUCAAGACCACCUUGCACCGCAUCUACGGCAAGUUCCUCAACCUGCGCGCCUUCAUCCGCCGCUCGAUCAACAACGUCUUCUAUGCGUUCAUCUACGAGACCGAGCGCCACAACGGGAUCGCCGAGCUGCUCGAGAUCCUCGGCUCGAUCAUCAACGGCUUCGCCCUCCCGCUCAAGGAGGAGCACAAGACCUUCCUCAUGCGCGUCCUCAUCCCCCUCCACAAGGUCAAGGGCCUCGCCCUCUACCACCCCCAGCUGGCCUACUGCGUCGUCCAGUUCCUCGAGAAAGACCCCGCGCUGACCGAGGACGUCGUCCUCGGCCUGCUGCGCUACUGGCCCAAGGUCAACUCGCCCAAGGAAGUCAUGUACCUCAACGAGGUCGAGGAAGUCUUGGAUGUCAUCGAUCCGAACGAGUUCGUCAAGGUGGCCGUGCCCCUCUUCAAGCAACUAUCGAGAUGUGUCAACAGCCAACACUUCCAAGUCGCCGAACGGGCACUGUAUUACUGGAAUAACGAGUACAUCGUCAACUUGAUCUCCGACAACGUCCACCUCAUCCUGCCGCUUGUAUUCGACGCUCUGUAUACUAACUCGAAGAUGCACUGGAGUCGCCAAAUCCAUCAGUUGGUCUUCAACGCUCUCAAGCUGUUCAUGAACAUGAACCCGGCCUUGUUCGAGCAAUGCACUGACCAAUAUCGGGAGACGCGCCAGCGGGAGCAAGAACGGAUGAUCGAGAAGGAGAAGGCGUGGAACCGGGUGCGCGACACGGCGAUUGCGAACAAGGGCAACGUGGGCCAAGUGCCGGCGUCGGUGCUCGCGCCGAUCCCCCCGGCGGAGCGGAUGAUCGACAUGAGCCUGUUCGACGACGACCUGAUCCACGGCCUGCAGGGCGACUUCCCCGGGCCGCUCCCCCAACAGCACCAACAACAGCAACAGGACGGCGGGGUCGGGUUCCCGUCCUAUGGGGAGGCCGACCAACAACAGCAACAGCAACAUAGGCCGGAGGACUUCGCGGCGCUCCAGCACCAGCAACACCAGCUCCACCAGCAGCAGCAACUCCACCACCAACAACAACAGCACCAGCAGCUCCUCCUCCAACAGCAACAACAGCACCAGCAGCAGAACUUCCGCCCCCACGGCUUCCAGCAUCCCGCCAAGCCCGGCGAGGACGAGGCCCAGGAUAUGAAGCCGUUCCCCGAGACUGCCCGCCAACAGGUCGCCGGGGCCGCCCCUGCCGCCGGCCCGGCCGCCGCCGGAAGCGCCGCCGCCCAACACAUGCGCAGGAAGUCCGUCAUCCCCAUCGACUCCUCCGUCCUCAAGGAACUCGCCGUCCACAAGAGCCUCGACGACACCGUGCCCCCCGCCGCCCCCAACGCCGCCCCGCCCGGCAGCAGCUCGUCCACCUGUUGA
Messenger RNA from Puccinia triticina, 4056 nucleotides. RefSeq lists its product as uncharacterized. Gene Ontology annotation, molecular function: protein phosphatase regulator activity. Gene Ontology annotation, biological process: signal transduction; DNA repair. The record is from RefSeq and is a predicted model, not a curated record. Bases 1 to 4056 code for a protein of 1351 amino acids. Gene Ontology annotation, cellular component: protein phosphatase type 2A complex. The transcript is spliced from 16 exons. Lineage: Eukaryota; Fungi; Basidiomycota; Pucciniomycetes; Pucciniales; Pucciniaceae.